AUGCCCCGGUGGCAUCAGGUGCUCCCAAUCCAUUCUCGUUGCUUCACGCAAAGAGCCUUCAGCACUGUCGUUCCUGAGAGAGUGGAAGUAAGAUGUGGCUCUGCGGGCCAUGUCACCAUUGACCUGUUCAACGUCCCUGAGACGUCUUCAAAUGAGCCCCUAUUAAUACAUAUGCCUCCGUUCCCCCAACCCGAUGGCUCAGCAUCUCAACUACCACCGUUUCUCCAGAACCGAUCAGUUGCCAGUAUAAAUUACCGAUGGCGUCCAUUUGCAGAGCCCCCAACUCAUGAUGAAGCACCUGGUCCAUUACACUGGCCCACUCCCAUUCACGACUCCGCGUUCGCCUUUUCCUGGCUCAUUGAGAACUUGCCACCACCAAAGAACAGCAGACGUGACAUUUACAUUUACGGCUCCUAUCUAGGCGCCAGCCUAGCGACGUCUCUGGCGCUCACAGAAGCUCACACACAUGCCAGAUUCGGCGUCAGGGGCUUCAUGGCCUACAAUGGCAUAUACAACUGGACAAUGUUCCUGCCAGAUCACCGAAUCAAUAAGGCGCCUAAAAGGACAAAGUCUGCAAGAGCUCCCCCAGGACCAGCAGAAGGUUCACAUUUACACAAACUGCAAGAGCACAUGCCUGCCUUGUUUGGCACCCCGUCGAACCUAUUCGACUCAUUUGCGAGCCCAAGCUUGUUCUUCCACAGUCCCGGCUUACUGGUCCCACCGUCUUUCCACAUGACUGUGGAACAUUCAGCGCUCAUUGAUAACAUGACAAGCGACCAAGAAAUUCCACCAAAACCCAUUAAAGCACCACGAAAGUCUCACCUAGUCUUUCCACCACGGCAGGCAACGCUCAGAAUUCCUGAUACCCUUCUUUUGUUUGAUUCUGCUCCAACGCCAGUCACCAAGUCGUCCGCUAAAUCCAAGAGUGUACGGUCAAGAAGAACCGCAAAGCGAACAGGUCACAGUUUUCAGGCACAAGCAUCCGAGUUGGCAGAACUCAUGAGGCGAAGUGUCGAAGUGGUGGAGCUGAAGGAACGUAGUAAAUGGGACGAAGACGUGCACAGUCGCGUUGAUGAAGCACUUAAGCGGGUUCGGGUAGUUGACGCAGGCCCAGAAAGAGAAAGCAUGGAGCUCAGUGAGGGCGGGCAAGAUGCUGUAGCAUCUUGGCUGGAAAGUAGAAUAUAG
This is a messenger RNA of Pochonia chlamydosporia 170, 1185 nucleotides long. RefSeq names its product bovine leukaemia virus receptor (BLVR) domain-containing protein. Bases 1 to 1185 code for a protein of 394 amino acids. NCBI's taxonomy places the organism in Eukaryota, Fungi, Ascomycota, Sordariomycetes, Hypocreales, Clavicipitaceae. The record is from RefSeq and is a predicted model, not a curated record. The transcript has 2 exons.